ACUGCUCGCGAGUCGUGUGGAUGCGAGACGCUCCGGCGGUCGUGCAACUAAACCCCGACGCUCACCGAAGAUCUCAUCUUGACACUGUCCGGCUGAAGUGUGCCACUGUUGUGCUUCAACGACUAUCCAGACCCACUUCGUCGCGACCUGCUCUGGACUUUUUCCAAUUCCACCUCUUCUCAUCCGAGCGUCCCAGCUCCAACCUUCUCUUUUUAAGCUGCACGCGGUCAUGGUGCUUUACUUUUGAGUUCCCAUUUCCUCUCCUUGCGUAUGGAGCUAUUCAACCCGACCUGGAUGUAUCGACCUAAGGGGGUGAGUCUACCUGCCACCGCCGCCUGUCAACAGUGAGGAGACCCGAACAUGCAUCCGGGCAUAGUCUGCAUUUGUGCGACACGGAGCUCAGUUUACGGGGACCUCCUCGUCUGAACCAGGCCAGCCGAGUUAAAACUGGGUGCCAAUCCGAAAUUCACACUCCUUCCUUCUACCACAAUGUGAAGAUGACUGGUGAUGCUUUGCAGAGAACCACCCGUCGUUAACUUUUCUCCAGCUUCCUGAUCUCAUCUCUGAAAAAAACCCAACUUUUAUUGGACAGCUCACCUACUCGAAGCACAAUGGCCUCAUCUUCGUGGAGGUGUCCAGCCUUCUCCUGCCUGCUGCUCCUUCUUUGCUGCUGCCACUGUUCACUAGGGUUUAGCCGCGCCGCACUGCCCUUUGGCCUGGUUCGACGGGAACUCUCAUGCGAGGGCUACGCCAUCGACCUACGGUGCCCUGGCAGCGACGUCAUCAUGAUCGAGACGGCCAACUACGGGCGGACUGAUGACAAGAUCUGCGACGCCGACCCAUUCCAAAUGGAGAACGUCAACUGCUACCUUCCCGACGCCUACAAGAUUAUAUCACAAAGGUGCAACAACCGUACGCAGUGUGUGGUUGUCACUGGCUCUGAUGUCUUUCCCGAUCCAUGCCCCGGCACCUACAAGUACUUAGAGGUCCAGUAUGAGUGUGUUCCCUAUAUCUUCAUUUGUCCUGGGACUCUAAAGGGCAUCGGCGACGCCACCUUCUUGUACGAGGCAGAGCAACAAGCGGGAUCGUGGUGCAAAGACCCGCUACAAGCUGGGGAUAAGGUCUUCUUCAUGCCUUGGACCCCAUACCGCACUGACACUCUCAUCGAGUACGCUUCUCUUGAGGACUUCCAAAACAACCGACAGACCACCACAUACAAAUUGCCCCACCGGGUAGACGGCACUGGCUUCGUGGCCUAUGAUGGCGCCAUCUUCUUUAACAAGGAGCGUACACGCAACAUUGUCAAGUUCGAUCUUCGCACGCGCAUCAAAAGCGGCGAAGCCAUUGUCAACAAUGCAAACUACCAUGACACAUCUCCAUAUCGCUGGGGCGGCAAGACUGACAUUGACUUAGCUGUGGAUGAGAGGGGCCUCUGGGUCAUCUACGCCACGGAACAGAACAACGGCCGCAUCGUAGUGAGCCAGCUCAACCCAUACACGCUGCGCUUUGAGGCCUCAUGGGACACAGCCUAUGACAAACGCUCGGCAUCCAAUGCCUUUAUGGUGUGCGGCGUGCUCCACGUGGUGCGCUCCACCUAUGAGGAGAGUGAGAACGAGGGCGGCGGUAGCCAGAUCGAUUACAUAUACAACACCAAGCUCAGCCAAGGCGAGUACACAGACAUAGGCUUCCCCAACCAGUACCAGUACAUCACGGCUGUGGAUUACAACCCCCGAGACAACCAGCUAUACGUGUGGAAUAACUUUUACAUCCUUCGCUACGACCUCAACUUCGCACCGCCUGAUCCUGUUGAAGUGUCACCAGUGGGUGAAUUUCCGGUCUCUAAACCACCGGCCAGAACCACCACCUUCCUGGCGGCCACAGCUGCGCCCACAGCAAAGAGCCAAGGUGACCCUACCUUAGAGGGUGGAGCGGACCCCAGGGAUGGCAGGGAUCCGUUCGAGGACAUCCGAGGCUCGGCUACGGCGGAACCUGCCGUGCCGGACUUACCCCCCACACCCAGGCGCUUCUGUGAGGCCACCCGGCGGCGGGGUAUCGACUGGCCACAGUCCCAUACAGGCUCAACGGUGGAAAGGCCCUGCCCUAAAGGAACCAAAGGUGUUGCCUCCUUCCUGUGCACGGUGGCGGGGAGCUGGUGCUCCAAGGGCCCGGACCUCAGCAACUGCACUUCCCACUGGGUGACUCAAGUGGCACAAAAAAUCCGAAGCGGAGAGAAUGCAGCCAACCUUGCCAACGAGCUAUCAUUAUACACGAAGGGCCCCGUAUUCGCCGGUGACGUGAGUUCCUCAGUGCGUCUCAUGGAGCAGCUGGUAGACAUCCUGGAUGCUCAGCUGCAGGAGCUCAGGCCUAGCGAGAAGGACUCUGCAGGACGCAGCUUCAACAAGCUUCAAAAGCGAGAGAAGACAUGCAGGGCGUACAUGAAGGCCAUCGUGGACACCGUGAACAAUCUCCUCAGGCCCGAGGCUCUGAAGUCGUGGCGAGACAUGAAUUCCACAGAACAGACACACGCCGCCACUAUGAUGCUAGACACCCUGGAGGAAGGCUCCUUCGUCCUCGCCGAGAACCUCAUUGAGCCGGCCAUCGUCAAAGUGCCCGCCGAGAACAUCGUGCUGGAUGUAUACGUGGUGAGCACAGACGGCCAGGUGCAGGACUUCAGGUUCCCACAGACCAGCAGGGGCGGAUCCACGCUUCAGCUCUCCUCUAAUACAGUGAAAGUCAAUAGUAAAAAUGGUGUGGCCAAGCUGGUCUUCGUGCUGUACAAACACCUGGGUCAGUUCCUCAGCACGGAGAACGCCACACUGCGGGGCCACGGGGACGCCGGCAGACAUAACCUCUCCCUCACGGUCAACUCCCACAUCCUCUCCGCCUCCAUCACUAAGGAGUCCAGCCGCGUGUUUGUGGCCGACCCCGUGAUCUUCACGCUGGAACACCUGGAUAAGGAGCACUACUACAAUCCCAACUGUUCUUUCUGGAAUUAUUCCGAGCGGAGCAUGAUGGGUUACUGGUCCACUCAGGGCUGCAAGUUGCUGGACACCAACAGGAGCCAUACCAAGUGUUCAUGCAAUCACCUCACCAACUUCGCCAUUCUCAUGGCUUACCGUGGGAACACGGGCAAGGGGAGCGUCCAUGAGCUGCUCCUCACCAUCAUCACGCGGAUGGGCAUAGCUGUGUCUCUGGUGUGCCUGGCCAUCAGCUUGUACACCUUCUGUUUUUUUAAGGGCCUUCAGAGCGACCGCAAUACCAUCCACAAAAACCUCUGCCUCAACCUCUUCGUCGGGGAGCUUGUCUUUCUCGUAGGCAUCAACAUGACUGAACCCAAGCUGGUGUGCUCCAUCAUUGCCGGCAUUCUCCACUUCUGCUUCCUGGCCGCCUUUGCCUGGAUGUGUCUGGAGGGCGUGCAGCUGUACCUCAUGCUGGUGGAGGUCUUCGAAAGCGAGCACUCUCGGCGCAAGUAUUACUACGUGGUCGGCUACUUCUUCCCGGCGGCCGUGGUUGGCAUCUCGGCGGUCGUCGACUACCGUAGCUAUGGAACGCCGCGAGCGUGCUGGCUGAGAGUGGACAACCAUUUCAUCUGGAGCUUCAUCGGGCCCGUCACUUUUGUAAUCGUGGUCAACGUCAUCUUCCUUGUGGUCACCAUGUACAAGAUGGUCAAGCAUUCCACCUCCAUGAAACCAGACUCCUCCAGGAUGGGGGGGAUUAGGUCAUGGGUGUUGGGAGCUUUUGCUCUUCUUUGUCUCUUGGGCCUGACGUGGUCUUUUGGUCUGUUCUUUCUCAACGAGUCCUCUGUUGUGAUGGCAUACCUCUUCACCAUCUUUAACACCCUUCAAGGAAUGUUCAUCUUCAUCUUCCAUUGCCUCCUGCAGAAGAAGGUCCGCAAAGAAUACAGCAAAUGUUUCCGUCAGUCUCAGUGCCGUGGCACCCUGUCAUCCGAUGGCCCCCACGGAUCGGUCAAGACAGCCACGUCUCGGACUACAGCACGCUACUCCUCUGCCACCCAGAGCCGCAUCAGGCGCAUGUGGAACGACACGGUGAGGAAGCAGUCGGAGUCCUCCUUCAUCUCAGGAGACAUAAACAGCACCUCCACGCUCAACCAGGGCAUGACCGGCAACUACCUUCUAACUAACCCCCUACUCCGCACCCACGACACUAACCCUUAUAACAACCUGCUGGCAGAGACGGUGGUGUGCAACACGCCCUCUCCACCAACCUUUCACUCUCCAGGACAGCAGUCUCUGAGCAACAGCAGGGACAUCAGCACCAUGGACACCCUCCCCCUCAACGGCAACUUCAACAACAGCUACUCCCUGCGAGACGAUGACUAUGAAGGCGUCGGCGUGCGCGUCCCCCCGCCGGACUUAGGGGGCCUCAACCUAGACGACGCCGCCUUUGAGAAGAUGAUCAUAUCUGAGAUCGUGCAUAAUAACCUGCGCCCUCGCGCUGUCCCCAGAAGCCGUGGUGACGCCAAGCGGGACAGGGGCCCGACGCUGGCCCCGCAGACCCGGGUGGCCGGGGACCGGGGCAGCGGGAGCGGCAGCGAGGACGACGCCAUCGAGGCAGAUCGCGUCGAGGCCUCGUCCCCGCAGAGAGGAAGCGUGCAAGAAGGCCACGCGCCCCUCGAGCUGCUCCUGCACCCCCACCACAAGGAGGCCCUGGAGGCUCCCCUUCUUCCCCAGAGGACUCACUCUCUGCUCUACAGUGCCCAAAAGGCUCCUAGGCAGCUGGAGGGCCAGGUGGAGACCCUGACACCGGGAGAGGACACGAGCAACAACAACAGAGACUCUCUUUACACCAGCAUGCCCAACUUGAGGGACUCACCCUCCGCUUCACCGUACCCUACUGAGGAGGAGGAAGAGGACGAGCUCUCCCCAUCCACCCGGAGCGAGAGCGAGGACACGUACCAUAAAAGCAUGCCCGAGCUCGGCGAUGCCCCGCCUCUCUCCUAUUACCACAUAAACCGAGUGCCCAGCGACGGCUGCGUCCCUCCGGCGGCGCCCGCGACCCAAGAGGGGGACGCAGCCGGCGACGGACAGAUGCAGAUCAUCACCAGCCUCUGAACUCAAUACUUGAGCGGGGUGAGUUUUUUUGGUUGAUGUCAAUUGAGCGGCUGAGUCUGGCUCCGCACUCCACACGCGCCACAGGUACCUGGCGCGUUGUUGAGUGAGUAAAGGAAUGGAUCGGUGACUUUUUCUUUUCACACGGAAUUCGUGGACACUCAAAAACUUGUUCUUCUGAGGCCUGAAUGUGGACAGUGAACUCCCUGCUGUAGGAUUAUGGAGGUGCACAGACUUUGGAAAGGAUGGGAACGUUUGAAUAUUCUCUGUCCUGACACAAGACGAGGCUCUUUCUACAGAACUUCAGUUGCUCCACAGUCGUGAUUGUAAAGUAAUGAAACCACUAAUUCAGACUCAGGCCUUAUAUUUUCUCUAUUGCACAAUUAUCUGUUGUCAAAGUAACAGCUAAAGAAUUUAUAUUUUGGUGUACCACUUGUGUAAAAAGUAGUAAAAAAUGUUUUUUAAAAAAUCUGGUUAAAAAUAUGGAAAUAAAUAAUAAUGUAUACACAAAAAAAAAAAAAGAAACGCAACCAUUCAGUAGUUAACCCUCUCUUCCAUGUUAAUAGGAUUCUUCAUAUAAGGUUAAUAAAAAAGGGAAGGAAAUGUGCUUAUUUCCCUCCCACACUUGACUUGUUGUAUGUUCAAAUAUGUUUUAAAAGAAGAAAAAAAUAGUAUUGGGAAAGAGAUACGAAUUCUUACGCUCACGUCUCUUGCUUGUGAAGUGCUUUUUUGCUUUCAUGGACAACUAUUUGAAGGAAACGUGUCACCAAGACUUUGUUUGCAGACACUUUCUUUUGAAAGUUUGCUUGUUAAUUUAUUAACGGACGUAUUUGAUUUUUAAAAAAUGCAAAAGAUGUUGGGGCACUGGUUAGGUUCAUGUCAUUUUUUUUUUUUGUAAGGGCCCUUUGUCAGCAGAUAUUUAAUUCAACUCCUGUUUGAUAUUAAAUAAACGUGACU
Corythoichthys intestinalis (scribbled pipefish) is the source of this 6026-nucleotide messenger RNA. RefSeq names its product adhesion G protein-coupled receptor L2-like. Gene Ontology annotation, molecular function: G protein-coupled receptor activity; carbohydrate binding. The transcript is spliced from 22 exons. Gene Ontology annotation, biological process: adenylate cyclase-activating G protein-coupled receptor signaling pathway; cell surface receptor signaling pathway. Lineage: Eukaryota; Metazoa; Chordata; Actinopteri; Syngnathiformes; Syngnathidae. Gene Ontology annotation, cellular component: plasma membrane. The record is from RefSeq and is a predicted model, not a curated record. Bases 612 to 5072 code for a protein of 1486 amino acids.